Messenger RNA from Phycomyces blakesleeanus NRRL 1555(-), 475 nucleotides. RefSeq names its product Zn(2)-C6 fungal-specific transcription factor. Gene Ontology annotation, cellular component: nucleus. Gene Ontology annotation, molecular function: DNA-binding transcription factor activity, RNA polymerase II-specific; zinc ion binding. The record is from RefSeq and is a predicted model, not a curated record. The transcript is spliced from 6 exons. Gene Ontology annotation, biological process: regulation of DNA-templated transcription. NCBI's taxonomy places the organism in Eukaryota, Fungi, Mucoromycota, Mucoromycetes, Mucorales, Phycomycetaceae. The coding region runs from base 14 to 472 and encodes 152 amino acids.
CAAUUGCUUGGUCAUGGAAUCUCUGAUAUUGCUAGAAAACUUCAUAUACCCAAAUGCCACAUCCAAGCGAGUACGUAUGACGCUGGCAUGUGAGCGUUGUAGGUCAAAGAAAGUCAAAUGCGAUUUCGGUCAUCCUACUUGCCGCCGAUGUGACCUUGCCAAAGCCCAAUGUUCCUAUGCGGGAUCGUCCACCCAGAUCGAUCUAUUCAAUCUAGCUCAGUUAAAUGAUACAAUUGGGGAAUUACAAGAGCGCAUGUCAUCUAUUGAGCGUGCAAUGCAACAGAUCCAGACCCAAACUCAAUUCAUCGCAGAUACUAUGCGAAAAGCUAAAGAAGAUGCCCAUCCACCGCCAUCAACACCUUCGCCACCACAAAUCUCCCAAAAUAAGCCAGAUAGCGCUUUGUCAACGAUGAACGCCAAUUGGUCACUCUCCUUAACACCCCAAGGACUUCGUAUAGACACCGCCAUCUGAGUC